AGGAUGGGCUGUCAACGAAGAAGAAGAAAAAGCUCUACAUCGAAACUAGCCACGAUAUUUUUUAGCUCUUAGUCUAAAUAGAGUCAUAUCUGAUUUGUUCAGGGGUACGUUUAAAAAAAAAUGAUCCUUACUGUGAAGCCGCUUCAAGGGAAGGAAUGCAGCGUACACGUGAAAGAAGAUGAAAAAGUUUCCACUGUGAAAGAACUUGUAUUUGAACGUCUCAACAUACCACCUAAUCAGCAGAGAUUACUUUAUAAAGGAAAAGCGCUGGCUGAUGAGCACAGGCUAAGUGACUACUCCAUUGGGCCAGAAGCUAAAUUAAAUCUAGUAAUCCGUCCGGUGGGAGAAAGGACUGGCUCUUCAGGGAUGACCGCCAACAGUAGUAGCACAUCUCAAGGAGGAGUGUGGCAGAGUGUGGUCACAAUCCUUGCUAAACACUUCAGUCCUGCAGAUGCUGCAAAGGUCCAUGAACAGUUGAUUAAGGAUUAUGAACGCUCACUGCGGCAACUCAGUCUCGACGACAUAGAGCGUUUGGCCGGUAGGCUGCUUCACCCCGAUGCCAACGGCAUGGACACGUCAUCAUACAUGGACUAAGAAGCUGCUAACUUCAAAUAUGGUGGUUUAGGAGGCUGCACAUUGCUCAGACAAGUUGAGAGUUGAAAGUGAUGUGAGGUGAAAAUACAGUUUGUUGCUGUGAUAGCGCUGUCUUAUCCAUUUGAAAGGCUUGGUAUGUGGCGUUAAUGCUGCAGUCAUGUCACAAGACUUGAUCACACUGUAUUUAAAUACAAAGGAAUCAUUCAUGCUGAUGGUGUCAUGUUAUAAUUGCCUGCUACAACUCCCAGGGAACACUCAUUCGUCUUUGAGGGUAUUUAUUUUUAAUGUCAUUGUUUUUAACAAAUGUUUGUUCAAUCAGGACAAGGCAGUACAUUUUAUCUAUUUGGUCUUAUUGUGUGAUUUGUAAAUACUCUUGUUUAUAUUCCAAUAUUAAAACAGGAUAAACUUUA
Molecule: messenger RNA, 1004 nt
Organism: Doryrhamphus excisus (bluestripe pipefish)
Lineage: Eukaryota; Metazoa; Chordata; Actinopteri; Syngnathiformes; Syngnathidae
Gene: ubl4a
Product: ubiquitin like 4A
Biological process (GO): tail-anchored membrane protein insertion into ER membrane; post-translational protein targeting to endoplasmic reticulum membrane
Cellular component (GO): BAT3 complex
Molecular function (GO): protein-folding chaperone binding
Source: RefSeq, a predicted model, not a curated record